Eurypyga helias (sunbittern) is the source of this 982-nucleotide messenger RNA. It is a transcript of the gene METTL6, whose product is annotated as methyltransferase like 6. Bases 35 to 982 code for a protein of 315 amino acids. Lineage: Eukaryota; Metazoa; Chordata; Aves; Eurypygiformes; Eurypygidae. The record is from RefSeq and is a predicted model, not a curated record. The transcript is spliced from 5 exons.
UGUUUCUAGAUCCUCCGUUAUUUUUGCUUAAGUGAUGGAAACAUACACUAAAGGAAAAAAAAAGUCGUCCUUGUGUUUUUCAUAUUGUAUGAAAGAAUCCAGAAUGUUGCAAGAAAACACAUCAGACAAUUGUUUAAAUGUAACAACAACAUCUACUGAACAUGGUGCUUUCCAGACAAAAGGCCAUAGCGCAAGAAGCCUUAGCCCAGAAGAAGCUGAGCGACUGGCAAAAGAUCGGGUUUUGGUGUCUGACUUCAAACAACUGAAACUGGAGAAAGAGGCUCAGAAGAACUGGGAUCUGUUUUACAAAAGAAACAGCACCAAUUUCUUUAAAGACAGACAUUGGACAACCAGAGAGUUUCAAGAGCUAAAAGCAUGUCGGGAGUUUGCAGAUCAAAAACUGACCAUUCUGGAAGCAGGCUGUGGGGUUGGGAACUGCUUGUUUCCACUCUUAGAAGAAGAUCUGAAUAUUUUUGCAUAUGCCUGUGAUUUCUCUCCUAGAGCUGUUGAGUAUGUGAAGAAAAAUGCCUUAUAUAGUACUGAAAGGUGUAAAGUGUUCCAGUGUGAUCUUACCAAAGAUGAUCUUCUAGAAAAUAUACCAGCAGAUUCUGUGGAUGUUGUCACACUUAUAUUUGUACUUUCUGCCAUUCAUCCUGACAAAAUGCAUCUUGUCUUGAGGAACGUUUACAAGGUGUUAAAACCAGGCAAGUGUGUCUUGUUCAGAGACUAUGGACUGUACGAUCAUGCAAUGCUCAGGUUUAAAUCUGGCAGCAAACUUGGAGAAAACUUUUACGUUAGACAAGAUGGGACAAGAUCAUAUUUUUUUACUGAAGAGUUCCUGUCUCAGCUUUUCAAGGCUGAGGGAUAUGAGGAAGUGGUCAAUGAAUAUGUGCAGCGAGAAACUGUGAAUAGGAAAGAAGACUUGCGUGUUCCAAGAGUUUUUCUUCAAAGCAAAUUUCAGAAGCCUUUCAGUAAGACAUAA